GCCUCUAGGGGGAGCAGCAGUUUAAACCAAAUCAAAAAAGAGUCACUAAAAUGAGCAGAAGAAGAGAUCACACUGGUUGUUUAUUAGCGUUAUUGUUUUUUCCUCAAUGAAGCAGUUGAUAGUUGAAAUUUAUCAGACGGAGGGGCUUUCUUUUUCUUUAAAGUUGUUGUUUCACGUACAGCAUGUUAGGUGACGGUACAACAGUGUGUUGUGAAACGGGGGAGCUCGUAGAUAAAGAUGAUGGGCUGAAGUCUGAGCAGCUGCAGGGCUUUAAACAGGGAGGAGAAGCAGGACUCAGUCUGACCCCUUCCUCCAGGUUUCUGCAGGCUGAACUGGAGCUGAAUGUCCUUCUUAGCCGGCUGUCCUUCACAGAACCCGUCCGCUAUAUCUACAACCCUCUGGAGUACGCCUGGGAAACUCACCGCUGCUAUGUGGAGAGGUAUUGUCAGAGCGGACAAUCGAUCCUGUUCCUGGGCAUGAAUCCAGGUCCUUUCGGGAUGGCACAGACAGGGGUGAGCACACCAUUCUUACACAAUCCAUGUUUCAUUUUGCAUGUAUAAAACUGCUGAUAGCCAUUGAUAUUGUGGUGACAAACAAACCAUGUGAUCUGCAGCCUUGGUCUCGUGUAAGCGGAAGUGGACCAAAACAAAAACAAACCGCAAUGGUAACUUAUAAACUUGGCUCUACCUGUGGUGAUGAAUACACUGAUAUUUUAGAUCACAUGCGUUUCUUAGGUUUUGAUUAUGAGACUUAUUAAUUUUACUAUUAAUUUUACUAGAUUUGAUAUGACAUUUGAUAUCUCAGGGGAGGGUGGGGUAAGUUGAGCCAAAGGGUAAGUUGAGCCACCCCCUGUUUGGAAAUGGUAAAAGAAAUUGAUCACAUGACCAAAUAUUUAGGAGAUGGGCAUCAAUUCAUGGAGUCUGUGAAGGUUAGAAGCACAUGGGUGAAGGGCUUAGACAUUUAUUUCUACAUUUUUCACUAUUGAAAGUGAAUUUAGUCUGUCAUAAAUUUUAUUAGAAUUGUGUUCAGACCAUGGACUGUAUAUACUAUGGACAACUUGGUUCCGCCUCCUGCCUGUAUAAGGAUUCCAAGCUGAAAAGCGCUCUGUAUUUCUGGGAUUUUUCUUCAUUUCCUGAAACCAACAUUGCGCAGUAGCGAUGCGCGUAUUCGGCCGCGCAGUCGUCGAAAGUCGCUGUGAUGACGCUCGGCUCAAACAGCGUAUCCCCCGAGAGAGCUACACGAUCCCUGAACGCCCAUAGGCUGUAUCAGGUGUCAAUCAUAGAAAACAUGAACCCCCUAAUAACUUUUAAAAACAGAGCUUCACAGAAAAAAGAGGACUUGAGCACAAACCAGUCUUACUGUAACUACAUGUCAACAUCACAAGCAGGGGGGAGAAAGAUGUAUAUUCUGUGUAAUAAAUUUCUAAAGUUUGUCCGCAGCUCCAUAAGCUUUGCUGGCAGAGGCGGGAUUUAUGACAUAUACUGCAGCCCGUCAACAGAGGGUACUGUUCUUGGAGUGGCAUCACCCAGCAAGGAGGCAGACGGCGUCCAUUCUAUAUACAAUCUAUGGUUCAGACCAAAAAAAAGAUCAUUUUAAAUUUGUUUUAUACAUCAAUUGUGGUAUCUAUGAGCUACAACAUGAGAUCAAAAACCCUAGCAUAAAAGUCCACCAUUUUAGCUUAGAGGACUAAUAAAGUCAUAAUAGUAGUUAUUAUUACUCUAAAAGACACAUGUAGCCAAUGCAGAGAUUUUUAAAAUUAGUGUGAUGUGGGCUCUCUUCCUGGUCUUCGUCAGCAUGCGUGCAGCUGAAUUUUUUUAGGAGCUGAAGCUGUGAAAUGUUUUGUCUCUAACUAGAUACACUAGUUAGAGACAAAACUAUGAUUGCCUAGAUGCAGUGAUUGGAAAUAAAAUGGCUCAUCUUACCCCACUCUCCCCUACACAUACUCCACACAGCCAUUCAACAACACCCUCAACAUGCAACAUCACAAUAUGUCAAAAGUUCCUGCUCGAUACUGUUCUGUCUUAUUUUUGUUUGAGUGUCCACACUUAAAGUUGUAAAAACCUUUCUAUCCACAGGUUCCCUUUGGUGAAGUCAGGUCUGUUGUUGAUUGGCUGAAGAUCACCGGGGAAGUGGGUCAUCCUCCUAAUGAGCAUCCAAAGCGGCAGAUCAGAGGACUCGCUUGCACUCAGAGUGAAGUGAGUGGUGCUCGUUUCUGGGGCUUUUUCAAGAAACUUUGUGGAGAACCAGAAAAGUUCUUCAAACACUGCUUUGUGCACAACUUAUGCCCACUCAUUUUUAUGAGUGCCAGCGGGAAAAACCUAACACCUCCUGAACUGCCUGUGGGUGAGCGGGAGAAGCUCCUGGCCCUGUGUGACAUUACACUGUGCAAGGUAGUGGAGGCGCUGGGUGUUUCCAUGGUGAUUGGAGUUGGAAGGGUGGCUGAGCAGAGAGCCCGGCGAGCCUUGACUGCUGCAGGUGUCAGUGUGCGAGUAGAAAGCAUCAUGCAUCCAUCACCCAGAAACCCAAAGGCCAAUAAAGGCUGGGAAGGAGAAGCCAGAACCAGACUGACAGAACUUGGAGUCAUUUCACUGCUAAGCAUGAGCAACAAUAUGAUGAAAAAUCACAAGGAGAAUGAGUAAGAGGCUUAUUGGAACAGUUAAAUCUACUACUAAAGAAUAUAAGCUAACAUCAACCUCACAGGCCACUUUGUGAUGCACAAAGCACUCCAAAGAGAAUCUGGUAUACAGCCGUGUCUGCUACUGUCUUCCUUUUCAUAUUGAGAGGUGUGGGGUGAGGUAGAGGGCUGCAAACAGCUACAGUCCAGGUAAAGUCAUUUAUAAAUUUUACACACUAAUCAAAGAAAAGGAGUUCAAGAAACAAAGAAAGCAUAUAUUGAAAUAUGCAAAAAUGUAGGCUAAAGGUGUUUGUGAAGGUGCUUUGUUAAAGUGUUGAACUCUAGUUAGAAUUCAUUCAGCUUCUUAAGACUUAAGUCAUUUUGAGUGAAAAGAUGUUAGAAAAUGUGGAUGAUUUGGCAUUACUUGGAAUGCUUUUGCUGAUAUAACCUUUGUUUGUCCUACUGCACACAAGAAUAUUUUUGUAUUUUUCUACAUUGUCAAUGUCUUGAUUGUUUUGUUUUUACGUGUUUUAUCUUUUUAUGCAGUGAUUUAUCUACAGUUUUAUCAUUGUAUUGAAUUUCUUUUCAGGGAUCAAUAAAGUUCUUCUUAUCUUAUAAGUUUCAU
This is a messenger RNA of Xyrichtys novacula (pearly razorfish), 3239 nucleotides long. The record is from the annotation of a GenBank genome assembly. Lineage: Eukaryota; Metazoa; Chordata; Actinopteri; Labriformes; Labridae.